Messenger RNA from Dibothriocephalus latus, 705 nucleotides. The record is from the annotation of a GenBank genome assembly. Lineage: Eukaryota; Metazoa; Platyhelminthes; Cestoda; Diphyllobothriidea; Diphyllobothriidae.
AUGCGUGACAGCCCGGCCUUUGGAAAACUAAAAAAUGGUCAGGUCAUUAAGCGCGUGAAUGGACAGCCGGUGUUGGGGCUGACUCGGGAGGAGAUUGGUGAGCUGUUGGCCGCCGGUGAGGAGGAUCUCAUUCUUGAUGUGCAGGAUCCGCUUCCGUUCGACUACAGAAUUCGCGAGUUUGGUCAUGAAUAUAACCGACGCUCCGUUGAACCAAGUGGUCUACCUCGUCGCCAGAGUGAAUUUGCCCUGAUCCAUCGACGCAGAGACUCCAAUGCUUCCACCAGUUCUCACAAGGACUCCACGGCGGACGUGCCAAACAACCGCUGGGUGCCCGCUGGCAUGCAUCGACCGGCAGUGCCGAACGGACGUCCAUCUAAUGGGGUGGAUUCUGAACACCAGCCGAUAGCGGAGAAAGACGAGCAGGGCGCAGACUCGAUGUCCUCCCUGAGGUAUCUUGGAACGCAGAUUCCAUCCAGAACGUUCAGAGCGCUGGCAUCGCUCCUUGGAAUGGAUGAUCCGCAAAACGCCGGUAUCGAGGCUUCGCACAAAGAGCCGUGCCGAACAGUUAUCGAUGUGCGUGCAAAGGCCGAGGAAAUGAAGCGUGAAGCGGAAAAAAAGGCCUCACUGAGUGGAUUCUCCCCAUCCGCAUGCGACGAUCUCCCCUCCCCCGUCACUCCUGCAAGUCAAACAGUUGACCCAGCUUGA